Messenger RNA from Oryzias latipes (Japanese medaka), 2919 nucleotides. RefSeq names its product leucine-rich repeats and WD repeat domain containing 1 (gene lrwd1). Gene Ontology annotation, molecular function: chromatin binding; protein binding. Gene Ontology annotation, cellular component: nuclear origin of replication recognition complex. Lineage: Eukaryota; Metazoa; Chordata; Actinopteri; Beloniformes; Adrianichthyidae. Gene Ontology annotation, biological process: chromatin organization; establishment of protein localization to chromatin. The record is from RefSeq and is a predicted model, not a curated record.
AGACACAGCCGGAUCCCUUUACAUCCGCAUUGAGAAACACCGUCGCUGCCGUCCGGAGCCAUCAUUCUGAGCCAACCGGAACUAACGUCUUGUGGGUUAAAGUCGAACAAUGGAGAAGAUAACAGAGAAACUUUUACUGGAGAAAGGAACCCCAAAAACCAACAAACUGGAGCAAGUCAAGACACUAAAUCUGUCUAAGCUGGGUCUUCAGCUUCAGGACCUGCCUGUUAAGCUCCUGUCCCGUCUGCAGUCUCUGGAGAGGCUGGACCUGUCUGGAAACAGACUGCAGAAGUUCCCCAAGAACCUGAAGCUUCCUGUGCUUUUCUUCCUGGACCUCAGCGACAACCAGAUGGAAGAUGUCACCACCUUGGAGUCUCUGAGCACUUUGGAAGAGCUUAAGAUGGAUGACAACCUCUACAUCACAGUGAGUGAUAAUUAUAAGCUGAUGGUGUUGCUGCCUAACUUGAGGAUUUUCAAUGGCAAAGACGUCAGCACAACCGCCAAUCAUUUACGAUUCGUCUACAGCGACAACCUGAGGACCAGGAUCGCUGCCGUUUGGGAGAAGAACUUCAGUCUACCAGACCCCGUUACUGCAGACAAGCUGUCGGACUUGGAGACCAAGUUUGUGAGCGCUGCCUGUAAACAGGUUAAAUAUGGGCCCAGUUCUGUCAGUGAGUUUACCAGGUGGAGGGUGGGAAUAUUGGCUAUAGAGUAUCUGCACUCACUAACAGAACCAAAGGAAGAUUCAGAAAGCAAAGAGUCAACAGACGCCAAAGACAAAGAAGUUGUUGUAACACCUUGUAAGAGGAAACAACCUCAGCCAGAUAUGGACAUCGGCGUUCGACUGUCGCCCCGCAAGAGGCUCCGCCCCGAUCCUCCGGACUCUCCUGCAGGAGAUAGUCCUCGCAAAUCCAGUCUGCGCCUCAGACUUCAGACUCAGCCCCAGACCAGUAGCUGCUCGGCCAAGACGAAUGGAUCCUCAUCGACUCCCACCAGAGGCGGGAAAGACGCCCCCAGGGCAAAACCUAAGACGCAUCAAAGCAAAGCAAAUGAAGCUAAACCGAAGGAACGCUCAGGGAAACAAGACGGCAGGGCCUCACAUCUGGAGAAAGAUUGUUACACGAUGCCCUUGUUCAAGACGUCCAGCAGAAUGCAGCAGCCCGUGUCUCUAAAGCCGCUCCACGUUCUCCAGUGUCACAGCAAGCAGGACAGCUCUGAGGACUUCACCACCCAGCUGUGGGCCUGCGCCUUCCACCCAGCGCUGGAUUCCUCUGACUCUGGAGGAGGAAGCCGCUUGGUGGCGACCUGUGGAGGAGACUCUGUCUGCGUGAUCGACUGUGAGACGGGAAUGGUGAUGAAAAAAUAUAAAGUUCCCGGGGAGGAGUUUUUCUCGCUGGCCUGGUCCACUGUGCUGAUGUCCAGAGGCUCCAAGGCUUCGGCUCAGCCUUGCGCUGUUCUGGCUGCCGGCGGGAAGCGAGGACUGGUCAAACUCAUCCAUCCCAGAAACAACCUGGCGUACGGGGAGUUCAGAGCCAGCCGGAAGGCUCUUUCUGUCCUCCGCUUCCACCGGCAAAAGGAAAACUUCCUCUUCACGGGAUCGUACGACAACAAGAUCGUGAUGUGGGAUAUCGGAGGAAUUGACAGUCAGUACAACUUCAAGGUGGUUCAGCUGCUGGCCUUGGAGAGCAGAACCACCCCUCUGCACAUCUGCCUCCCUCCCACCUCCAACAAUCUUCUGCUGGUCGCCUGUGAAGACGGCCUGUUCUGCUACAACACACAACUCGGCACCAGCAGCACCACCAAAAGCAGGUCUAUGGACAUGGAGAUCACUUUCCCAAUUUAUGAGAAGGAGGAUGAAGAUCAUGAAUACCACACAGUGGACGGCAUGAGUUUUUUAAAUGAUGAUUUAGUUGCCUCUAAGAACUACAUGCACAGCUGCAUCUACCUGUGGAGCUGGAGCAGGACUGUGGCUCAGCGGCCGGACAGGAAGAGCAGGAAGGUGUGUGCGGUGAUUGUGGCUGAGCUGCAGUGGGCCAAAACCGACAUACCCUACCUGGCUCUCAACACCUGUCCUGGACGUGGUUACAUUGUGUGUGGUGAUGAGAAAGGCAGGAUAUGGACGUACCACGCUGCCAACCUCCAGAAAAAUGGCUAUCAGACUGGAAAACCCAUCCCGCCUACUGAUGUGUUGGAGUGGCCGGCCCCAAGAAGGAAGGGCCUGGGCUCUUUGGAGGGCCCCUCCAUUAACAGCGUGGCGAUGGAUCCUGAGCUCACUUACAUGGUCGCCCUGAGUGACAAGAAUAUGGUCAUCAUUUGGAAGAAAGAGGAGUGUUCAUGAGCAUUUUCUGUGGUUGUUUUUAAGGUGAAAAAAGUUUUGUUUCUCUAACAAUGUUCAUAUAGAUUUUUAUUGUUGUUUUCCCACCUGGAGAAGGGGAACUUCUAAGAUGUAGAACUUUGAAAUGUUUUUUUUUUAAAUUGUUUUUUAAGACUGAGUUUGGUAAAAAGCUAAGUUUUAAUUUCCCCUUUUUUAAAUUAGAGAAAUAUACUACUGUUAAAUAUGUGAAAAGAAAUCUGUGACAGUUGUUCUAAACUGAUUUUGACUGACGUUAGUUCUCAACGAACCAGAAUUUUGUUUAAAUAAUUGUGCUUGAGAAUGUAUUUUUACGGCUUUAUCUCUGACUCCACAGUAUUAAACUUCCUUCUGGGUUAAGGGAAAAAAAAGUCAAAUAUUUUUAUUUUUCUUUCUUUCUUUUCGCCAUGUCAGCUUUUUCAAAGCACCAGUUUCAUCUAACUUUCAAAAUACGAGUGCAGAGCUACCAGAUAAGAUCAAAUCCAACCAAAGCUGAUAUUUAAAGAUCGCAAUAUUAAAAGCACAUUUUUGAAAAACUUGUUUGAUGUGCUAAUAAAUUUAGAUUCUAA